CCCCCUCCUCCAGGCUCAGGGACCUGUCUGGCUGUGAGCUCCCAGGAGGUCCCAGGGGUGUGACCUCCCUGCCUCCCUCCCUCCUUUCCUCCCUCCCUCUUCCCUUUACCCCAGGCCAGCCCAGGGCUGGCUAUAAAGCUGCCCAGGCCUGGCUCUCAGCACACCCGGCUGCCUGAGACCCUCCUUCCACCUCCUUAGAGGACAGCCCCACUCUGCCCCCUACUCCUCCAGGGCAGCACCAUGCAGCUCCUGUGGCUCUGCUGGGCACUCUGGGUGCUGCCCCUGGCUGGCCCCGGGGCAACCCUCACCGGGGAGCAGCUCCUGGACAGCCUGCUGCAACAGCUGCAGCUCAGCGAGGCGCCCGUCCUGGACAGGGCCGACAUGGAGGAGCUGGCCAUCCCCGCCCACGUGAGGGCCCAGUACGUGGCCCUGCUGCAGCGCAGCCACAGGGACCGCUCCCGAGGGAAGAGGUUCAGCCAGAGCUUCCGAGAGGUGGCCGGCAGGUUCCUGGCGUCCGAGGCCAGCACGCACCUGCUGGUGUUCAGCAUGGAGCAGCGGCUGCCGCCCAACCGCGAGCUGGUGCAGGCGGUGCUGCGGCUCUUCCAGGAGCCGGUCCCGAGGGCCGCGCUGCACAGGCACGGGCAGCUGUCCCCGCGCAGCCACCGGGCCCGGGUCACCGUCGAGUGGCUGAGCGUCCGCGACGACGGCUCCAACCGCACCUCCCUCAUCGACUCCAGGCUGGUGUCCGUCCACGAGAGCGGCUGGAAGGCCUUCGACGUGACCGAGGCCGUGAACUUCUGGCAGCAGCUGAGCCGGUCCCGGCAGCCGCUGCUGCUGCAGGUGUCGGUGCAGAGGGAGCACCUGGGCCCGGGGACGUCCGAAGCCCACAGGCUGGUCCGCUUCGCCUCUCAGGGGACGCCGGCGGGACGUGGGGAGCCCCAGCUGGAGCUGCACACCCUGGACCUCAGGGACUACGGAGCUCAGGGUGACUGUGACCCUGAAGCACCAGUGACCGAGGGCACCCGCUGCUGCCGCCAGGAAAUGUACAUUGACCUGCAGGGGAUGAAGUGGGCGGAGAACUGGGUGCUGGAGCCCCCGGGCUUCCUGGCUUAUGAGUGUGUGGGCACCUGCCAGCAGCCCCCGGAGGCCCUGGCCUUCAAGUGGCCGGUUCUGGGGCCGCGACAGUGCAUUGCCUCAGAGACUGCCUCACUGCCCAUGAUUGUCAGCAUCAAGGAGGGAGGCAGGACCAGGCCCCAGGUGGUCAGCCUGCCCAACAUGAGGGUGCAGAAGUGCAGCUGUGCCUCGGAUGGGGCGCUCGUGCCAAGGAGGCUCCAGCCGUAGGCGCCUGGUGUAACCGCUGAGCCCUGUAACUGAACAUGUGCAUAGAAGUGGUCUUAAUGUAGGUCUUAAUUUUAAACUUAGCAAGCUACCUCCAUCCCAAUUUAGUGCUCCUGUAUGAGCUUUGCCCUGUGUCCUUCCCUCUCCCAUCUUUCCUGUCCAUCACCCAUCCUAAGCACUUAUGUGAGUAAAUAAUGCAGCUCAGAUGCUGAGCGCUAGUAGGAAAUGCUGGCCUGCUGAUUAGAAGAUACAGCUGAGCAAUGCACAGAUUGUCAACUGGGAGUGUCUGUUCUCUGGCAAAUUCUUAACUGAGUCUGGAACAAUACCCUAUGAUUAGAACUGGGGAAAUAGAACUGAUUUGCUCUAUUAUAUGAGGAAUUAAAACCCCCAAAUCUCUAUUUCCCCAAAAUAUGGGCCCAUUCUGGUCUUUUGUAAACAUACCUAUGCCCCUGUUCCCCUGAGAGGGUGCUAAGAGGAAGGAUGAAGGGCUUCAGGUUGGGGGCAGUGGACGGGGAGUCGGGAUGCCUGGUUUCUGGAUCUGACAGGGCCAUAAGCUAGAACCUCAAACAAACACAGGAGGCUUUGGGUCAUCAUUUCCUCUUAGAAAGGAGGAGCUGGGCUUCAGCUCUAAGACUUCAUUGCUCUGGGGAUCAGACAGCCCCUACCUGCCCCCUGCCCACCCCUCUGGAGACCGAGUCUUGCCUGUGCACAUUUAGAUCAUGUCCCCCACUAUCUUAGAUAACCUGUCACCAGAAACCAUAUGUAUUUGUGUGUUUUUGUUAAUUUAGGCAAACCAAUUGAAUGUAGAUACUCAGAAGAAAUAAAAAGUGAUGUUUCACUC
This is a messenger RNA of Cebus imitator (Panamanian white-faced capuchin), 2179 nucleotides long. Its product is annotated as left-right determination factor 2. The transcript has 4 exons. Gene Ontology annotation, biological process: SMAD protein signal transduction; BMP signaling pathway. Gene Ontology annotation, molecular function: transforming growth factor beta receptor binding; growth factor activity; cytokine activity. NCBI's taxonomy places the organism in Eukaryota, Metazoa, Chordata, Mammalia, Primates, Cebidae. The coding region runs from base 241 to 1341 and encodes 366 amino acids. Gene Ontology annotation, cellular component: extracellular region. The record is from RefSeq and is a predicted model, not a curated record.